AUGGAGGAGGUGCUCAGGAAGCAGAAGAACACAGAGAACGAGGCCAAGGCCAGAUUCAGUCAGGAGGCAUCACGACUCACUGCAGAGAACAUGGACUUUGAAGAGCAGCUCGACAUGAAGGACAGGUUGAUAAGGAAGCUGCGAAACCAAAUGAAGAGCCUUCAAACAUCAGAGGAAGCCAAUCAAACACCAGCGCCCACUAUUACCAACGAAUACCUUGGCAUGUUGGAAUACAAGAGGGAGGAUGAAGCCAAGCUCAUUCAAUACGUCAUUCUGGACCUGAAGCCCAGAGGAGUUAACAUGAUCCCCAACAUGGCUGCUCAGCUUCUCUUCAUGUGUGUCCAUUAAACUGGCUCAUGUUUGUAACUGACCUCUACUCUCCUGUCAGACCUGAAGCCCAGAGGAGUUAACAUGAUCCCCAACAUGGCUGCUCAGCUUCUCUUCAUGUGUGUCCAUUAAACUGGCUCAUGUUUGUAACUGACCUCUACUCUCCUGUCAGACCUGAAGCCCAGAGGAGUUAACAUGAUCCCCAACAUGGCUGCUCAGCUUCUCUUCAUGUGUGUCCAUUAAACUGGCUCAUGUUUGUAACUGACCUCUACUCUCCUGUCAGACCUGAAGCCCAGAGGAGUUAACAUGAUCCCCAACAUGGCUGCUCAGCUUCUCUUCAU
Oncorhynchus gorbuscha (pink salmon) is the source of this 668-nucleotide messenger RNA. Its product is annotated as unconventional myosin-Vc-like. The transcript has 4 exons. NCBI's taxonomy places the organism in Eukaryota, Metazoa, Chordata, Actinopteri, Salmoniformes, Salmonidae. Bases 1 to 348 code for a protein of 115 amino acids. The record is from RefSeq and is a predicted model, not a curated record.